AUGUAUCUACAGUCACACUCCAUGCGGAACAAUCUGGUGUUUAGUGGUAUUGCGGAAAGUACAAACAAAGGGCAAGAAGACGCAGAAACCAAGGUGAGAGGCUUUAUCCAUGAAAAAAUGAGGAUCGCAAAGGACAUUGUCGACAAAAUAAGCUUUGAGAGAGAACACAGAAUGGGGCCUAAGUGUGAAGGUGAAAGUAGACCCAGGAGUAUUGUGGCAAAGUUUACUCUGUUUAAGGAGAGAGAGCUUGUACGACACCAGGGGAGCGAGCUAAAGGGUACCCAGUUCUACGUGAACGAGCAGUUCCCAAAGGAAGUGUCCGACAAACGUCGAAAGUUGGUGCCACGAAUGAAGGAAGCCCGCAGCCAAGGUAAAAAGGCAUGGAUUGCGUACGACACACUGUUUGUCGACGGGAAGCCAGUUCGGGACUAG
Messenger RNA from Dreissena polymorpha, 432 nucleotides. RefSeq lists its product as uncharacterized. Bases 1 to 432 code for a protein of 143 amino acids. The transcript has a single exon. Lineage: Eukaryota; Metazoa; Mollusca; Bivalvia; Myida; Dreissenidae. The record is from RefSeq and is a predicted model, not a curated record.